Molecule: messenger RNA, 3333 nt
Organism: Symbiodinium necroappetens
Lineage: Eukaryota; Dinophyceae; Suessiales; Symbiodiniaceae
Source: the annotation of a GenBank genome assembly
AUGAAGCGACACCCUCCUCCGACGGAUGAGUGGCAAAUCAAACGAUCCCGAGUUGAUGACGCCUGUCUUUCCAAAGUCAUGCAACACGAGACAGUGGCCUGGAAGUCGUUCCUGCGGUUAAACGAGGCGCAGCUGUUAAACGAGGCAUGGAUGGGUGAGACAUGGAUUGGCGAUGAUGGGUUUCUGCAGAGAGCCGUGCCUCCAAUCCCCAUGCCUCUUAAAUUUUACAUCCAAGAAGUGUUGAGUUCUACCGGCACCUUGGAGGACUUGUCGGAAGAGGCCGCACCCUUGAUGCAAGAUCACACCGAGUAUGUGAGGAAGGUGGUCUCAAGUUUACAAGAAGGCGUUUUGGUACUGUUCUACUUUGACAGUGAAGUGAUUGCCAUUAAUGGCCAAAUUUCCCUGCAGCGCAGCCUUCAAGUGUGCGCUGAAGAACUGGAGAUGUUCACCCGCUGCUGUCAAAGUAGGGGCUUUCCAAAGAGCAAGGUGUCCUCACUGAUGAAGAGUGUAUCAGCCCAGUUGCUGGCCCCAGUGGAAGAGUUGAUCCGCUUACACCCGUGGAUUCUGAUCGUCCCUGCUGGAACGAGGAUGGCCAGGAUUCCUUUUCAGUGCUUGCAGCUGGGUGGCGACCUACUUCUCACAUCCAAAGUCGUCACCUAUGCCAACUCUCUCACAGAAAUGUCUUUGCUAUCUCCACAAAGUGUUCUGGGUGAGGGACACGAGAUUCAAUCCGCUGUCGUCCUAUCAUCUCCAAUUGGAGCUACCUUGCCAGCUGGUAGCAAGGAGCCUGGGAAAGCAGGUGCCCCGAUGCCUGAGCUUCCCUAUGCCGCAUGCGAGGGGCGUUUGAUCUCGAAGCUUUUUUCAGCCAGUGGGGUAUGUCACAAACUUGAAGAAGGCGAGCUAUUUUCAGAACAAGUGAACGGCCUACGGUCACAUUUGCAACAGAGCAAGGUGGAUCUAUUGCACCUUGCCUGUCACUUUGUUGUGACUGAGCCUAUCGACCAGUCGUCCUUUCGCUUAUCCAAUGGAAGCCACUUGAGCGUCCAAGAGCUGGCAGACUGCAUCCCUGGCGGGCUCCGCUUGUGCUUCUUCUCUGCAUGUGCAGUGGGCUCCUUGAGCGUGCCAAGCCUCGGCUUAAGCGACUUGGUGGUGUCACAGAUUAGCCCGAGGAGACCCGGGGCGGUGGUGACCACGGAUUCUUGUCCUGCUUCAGCCAAGGAUUGGAAGGUCCCUGAUGCGGCCGCCCUGGCACUGAGCAGAGGCCUCUAUGAGCAGUGGUUCUCCUCCCGGGCUGCUGUGGGUGAACUUCUGCGUGCAACUCAGUGCGACUUGAGCAGGCAAAAGGCUCAGCAGAUCAUUCAGAGUUCUCGAAGCUUUGUCGAGCAGGGCUGUGAAGAUCACGACGCUGCUGCGGGACUGCUUUUGAGAGGUCUCUCCGCCGAAGCGGCCAAGGUGGAGGAUGCCACCGGCCCGUCAGAGCUAUCUGGGGGUGGUUCCAAAUUUGCAAGCGUGCCGUUUUGGUGGGGCGCCUACCGGAUCUAUGUGAACGCAUUGAAGUGCGACAUCGUAGGCAAGUCAGAGUCACGGCACGCGGAGAACGCUGCACAUGCCCUCGUGUCAAGCAUGGACCUCCGCUGUUAUGCUCAGCCGGUGAAAUCGCUGCUCCUUUCAACCUGGGGCAGUAAUAUCGUGCUUUCGAUGACACUAGCUCCAGAAGGCGUGCUUCAUGGCAUUCUGGAGAUCUGCUGCUGGAGGCAAAGUCAAAGUAAAACCUUACAGCGCUCUGAGGGUCUGCCAGAGAUUCGGGCGAUGGGUGUUUGUGCUGCAAAGAAUGUGCUUUGUGUCGCGGCGGCAAGGACGUUAGCUGCUCUGAACCAGAAUUUGGAGAUGCUGUGGCGAAGUGAUUUGGAACCAGGCGACAUGCUUAACCUCCACAGUCUUUGUUUCUCCGCCUCAGGGGCAUCACUCUAUUUGCAGCAACGGACGCAUUUGCGAGUUGUGACACCAAAGGCGCAGGAGGGCUGGCUCGUGACGGCUAUCCAGGAGUGUUCGCCUGAAGUGCUUAGGCUUGCCUUGCCUAUGAGUUGCUCCUUCGAGGACGGCAUUCCAUUGAAAGGGCACUGCAGGCUGGAUUUUCUCAGUGGCAUUGAGGUAAAGAGCAUGCUUUCCAUGAGAUCCCAGUUUCAUGAGUGUGAUGUCCUUGUCAUCACAACACCUUACUUCAAAGAAGAGGAACGACAGAGCGUCAGGGUGAAGCCCGGGCUGUUGGGCUUGCGUUUGGAUGAAGUUGAGGAAGGCCUUGAAGUUUUAGAAGUCAAAGAUGGUGCUCAAGAGUCGCUCAUCGAAGCUUGCGUUGCAAAAGGAUACGCUGUGCGUUGCUUUGCUGGCCUUGAUGCACGGGGAUGGUCACUGCGAGAUCUGGAUGAAGAAAAGCAUGCACAGCACAAUGACUAUGACAUAUCUUUCACUCUGCCAAAGCCGGAGCUUGAAGACGAACCCAGCUGCCAAGUGAAGAUCUUUUCAGAAAGAACACACCAGUGCCUGGCAAGAAUCUGCUUGCCGUACUUUUUAGGUGGUGGUUAUCCAGAAUCAGCAAGCAACGUGGCGCAGUUGCCGGAGUGUGACGAGCUCUUAGUCGGAGCUGCAUUGUCUUUGGUCCGAUUCAACACCGCUGGCGAGGUGCUACAACGCGUGCCUUUGCUGAUCCUGCCGGCAUCGUUGACGAUUGCCGGCGGCUUUUUGAUGAUGGCUUCGGAGAAGCACCUUUUUGGCGCCUGCACGGAGACAUUCCUUUCAAGGACAUGUGUUGGGUUUGAUCCAGAAAAUCCUCCUGCUGCAGAAGCACCGGAGCACCUGGUUCGGGCACCUGAGGUCUAUGAGGAUAUGACCCGCUUAGUCAAUUCAGGGUGGGAGGAGAUGAGUGUGCCGGAAAGUGAUGAGUCCGAGCCGAAGCCAAGGGACUCUGACGCCGAGGACUCUGACUCCACAGUUGACGCAGACAGAGCAGAAUGUUCGCCGUUUUUGCACUCCUGCCACCCUCAUCCUAUUGUCCUUAGACGGUGUUCUGGUGAAGGACAGACUGCUUGGCGUGACGUUUGUUGCGUUUGCUGGCGCUUGAACCCUCCAAAAUUAUUCUGCUGUGCAGAAAGUCCAGGGGUCCAGGCACGGGGCAUCGGGAGGAUGCAUAUGAAUGAACAUGGCAAUUGGGAGUACAGCGAAGAGGGAAGAAGGGCUCGCGCAUGCGACUUCGACAUCUGCCCUGAGUGCCUCGCACUUGCCAGCAAGGCACACUGCGCGAGCAUGAGCUCAGGGAAACUCGCUCUUGCGACAUGA